CAGGAGGGGUUCGCGUGCAGCGAAACCGCGACAUUUCAGCCUCUUUGUGCAAAAUAAAUAAAUAGAAAUUAAAUAUAAACUUCGUUUUUUUUUUACACUGCACGUCGAUAUUGAAGAUUUUUCACUCGGACAAGGAAGCGCUGGAAGACGUUGAUCUCGGAGGAGAGGCAGUCGUGUGUCCAGGCGCAGUCGGAAGCUGACCGCCAGCCGUGUCAGAAGCCCCCGCAGCAGCCACCAUGCCCGAGGCGACCGCCACCGCAGCUGCGCCAGCCCCAGCCCCUCCUGCUGCUGCUCCUCCUGCUGCUGCAGCUCCUCCUGCUGCAGAGGCACCUGCCCUGGAGCGCACAGACACCCCUGGGUCCACUGAUGGCUCCAAGCCGCUUGCCCUGCAGAGGACGGACACUCCCGACAUGACGGAGCCCACGACGGGACCUCACGUGGAGGAGAACAAACCCAGCACGGGCAUCUUCCUCGAGGUGCCCAAGACGGGCAGCGUGGCCGUGGGAGCCGACACCCUCUUCGUGGCCAAGGUGUCUGGAGAAGGAGUCGGGAAGAAGCCGGUGGUGAAGUGGUUCAAGGGGAAGUGGCUGGACCUGGCGAGCAAGGCCGGGAAGCACCUCCAGUUCAAGGAGAACUACGACAGGAACACAAAGAUCUACUCGUACGAGAUGAGAAUCAUCAAGGCCAAGGAGAGCUACGCGGGCAGCUACCGCUGCGAGGUGUCGGUGCGCGACAAAGCCGACACCGCCUACUUCGACCUCACCGUGGAAGCUCCUGCCGAGUCCGCCAUGGAUCUGAGAGCCGCGUUCAGAAGAUCGAGCGGCGGAGAGGAUGCGGGCGAGCUGGAUUUCAGUGGCCUACUGAAGAAAGGGAAGGCGAAGGGUCCCGAGCAGCAGGAGCCCGACGUGGACGUGUGGGAACUGCUGAAGAACGCGAAGCCAUCGGAGUUCGAGAAGAUCGCCUUCCAGUAUGGCAUCACCGACCUGCGCGGCCUCCUGCGGCGCCUCAAGCGGAUGAAGCGCGAGGUGCAGAAGAGCCCAGGUGCGGUGCACGGUGCCAACGAUAUCAAGAGACAAUAACAGCAGCCAUGAUUA
This is a messenger RNA of Lethenteron reissneri (Far Eastern brook lamprey), 1094 nucleotides long. RefSeq names its product myosin-binding protein C, slow-type-like. Gene Ontology annotation, biological process: sarcomere organization. The record is from RefSeq and is a predicted model, not a curated record. Lineage: Eukaryota; Metazoa; Chordata; Hyperoartia; Petromyzontiformes; Petromyzontidae. Gene Ontology annotation, cellular component: M band.